Messenger RNA from Penicillium antarcticum, 1098 nucleotides. RefSeq lists its product as uncharacterized. NCBI's taxonomy places the organism in Eukaryota, Fungi, Ascomycota, Eurotiomycetes, Eurotiales, Aspergillaceae. Bases 1 to 1098 code for a protein of 365 amino acids. The transcript has 5 exons. The record is from RefSeq and is a predicted model, not a curated record.
AUGAUACGUCUGAAUCCACGCGCUCCAGCGUUGAUUACCUGGAGUUUGAUAUUACUCUUUAUUGCUGCUGGUGCUGUGGUUCUAAGGGUGAUAUCUACACGGAUGCGGCGGCGGCAGUUCAAAGGCCAUGAUUAUCUCGUAUUCUUCUCACUGGUUGCCUUGACUGGAUAUGUGGUAGACGUAUUAACUGGAGCGAUUAUCGGUGGCUAUGGCGGACACACAUCGAUAAUGGCUGCUCACCACCCAGAACAAUUGAUCAGUGCAUUAAAGACAUUCUGGGCGUCGGAAUGGUUGUGGGCGACAGCAACAGCUUCUUUACGACUUGCCAUUCUCAUGUUAUACAUCGAAAUAUUCCCCAACCAUCCAGUCUUCUUCUGGACAGCCUCAGGGGUGGGAGGCCUGGUAUUUCUAUACUGGGUGGCUUCAAUUUUGACAAUUGCCCUGCUGUGUCGGCCGGUCGCAUACAACUGGGAUCGCACCAUUCCCGGUGUUUGCGGUGAUGUGAUCAAGACGGAGUACGCAUCUGCAGGAUUUAACAUGGGGAUUGAUCUGGGAGUCGUGCUGUUGCCUCUGCCAAUAGUAUGGCGGCUUCAUAUGUCGAGUCGCAAGAAGACUGGUGUGACUGCGUCGUUCGCACUGGGAGUCCUAACGGCUGGUAUCAAUCUGGGCCGCAUUAUCCAGACCAAGCUCUGUCCAACCGACGACAUCAUCUACUGCGCGAGGGACAGUUCGAUCUUUGUGAUUGCUGAGAUGACUGCAGGAAUACUGGUGGCUUGUGUGCCAACUCUAGGCCCUUUGAUGUUCCGUGGGCGCCAUGUGCCUUCAGCCCGACCGCACGACUUGCCUACCAUUGGAUCUGCUCGUACCCGACCAAGACGCGACCUUGCCAAGCUUGAUUCUCUUCUCUCCACACUUGAUUGUAGCCAUGGGGAGGAGGAAAGGAACAAGACGUGGAACGAGAUGGGCGAUACUGCGCCGACGGCACAUGCAGUUGCUGGGCCUGGACACAACGGAGGUGACGGGGGCAUCCUGGUGACGCGCGACUUGGACGUACAUAGUCUUAAUCCGCCGACUCCCAAACUGGGCGAAGCCGUUUGA